AUGGAUGUCCAAAGGCCUGUUAUGUUCAGUACGUCACAAACAAUACCUUUCCAUGAAAUGCAAAAAAACCCUAAUAACGCCAAACUUAUAUCACAUUAUAAAAAAUACAAAAACACAUUUACUAAACUUCUGAGACUCGCUAAGAUUAAAUUUUAUGAAAAUAAAUUAAGAGAAGUUUCAUCUAGUCCUAAAUUAACUUGGAAAUUGAUUAAUGAGAUCUCUGGUGAUAAUACUAAGAAUAAAGAUACAAUGAAAUCUAUAAUAGUGAAUAAUAAUCUAUUAAAUAUAGAUGAUAAUCCCAAAGAAGCGGCAAAUGAGUUUAAUAAUUAUUUUACUAAUGUUGGCGAAAAUUUGGCUAAAAGAUUUAGGAAAAAUCCUGAUUUAAUUUUCAAUCUGCAUAAAGUUGAUGUGUCCGAGCUAAGUUUAAUUAUACUUAAGUACAAAGAUGAUACUGCGGCCGGUUAUGAUAAGACUAGUACUUUCCCGGACGACUUUAAAAUUGCAAUCAUUAAGCCUUCAUUCAAGGGUGGUGACCACAAAAUCUUAAGUAACUAUAGACCGAUAUCUAUGUUAACCAAUUUUUCAAAAAUAUUUGAAAAAAUAAUAAAGUCUAGGCUAAUUUCCUAUCUCGAAAAUAACAACCUGCUUUCCAAAAAUCAAUUUGGAUUCGUCCAGGCUUAA
Messenger RNA from Metopolophium dirhodum (rose-grain aphid), 681 nucleotides. RefSeq lists its product as uncharacterized. The record is from RefSeq and is a predicted model, not a curated record. The transcript has 3 exons. Lineage: Eukaryota; Metazoa; Arthropoda; Insecta; Hemiptera; Aphididae. The coding region runs from base 1 to 681 and encodes 226 amino acids.